Gossypium raimondii (Peruvian cotton) is the source of this 741-nucleotide messenger RNA. RefSeq names its product probable mannitol dehydrogenase. The record is from RefSeq and is a predicted model, not a curated record. Gene Ontology annotation, biological process: lignin biosynthetic process. NCBI's taxonomy places the organism in Eukaryota, Viridiplantae, Streptophyta, Magnoliopsida, Malvales, Malvaceae. Gene Ontology annotation, molecular function: cinnamyl-alcohol dehydrogenase activity. The transcript is spliced from 3 exons. The coding region runs from base 1 to 741 and encodes 246 amino acids.
AUGCGGAGACUACUCCGACACUAUGGGGCCGAGUACCAUGAAGGAAGAAUUACAUACGGAGGCUACUCCGACACUGUGGUUACUGAUGAACAUUUUAUCGUCCGCAUCCCUGACAACCUGCCUCUUGACGUCGCUGCUCCUCCGCUUUGUGCUGGGAUUACAGUGUAUAGUCCAUUGAGAUAUUAUGGAUUCGAUAAGCCUAGUUUACAUGUUGGUGUGGUCAGACUGGGUGGAUUGGGACAUGUUGCAGUGAAAUUCGCCAAGGCAAUGGGGGCCAAAGUUACUGUGAUCAGCACAUCUCCUAGUAAGAAGAAGGAAGCUUUGGAAAAUCUUGGUACUGAUUCCUUUUUUGUCAGCCGAGACCAAGAUCAGCUUCAGGGUGCUAGUGGCACAUUGGAUGGAAUCAUCGACACAGUGUCUGCUAAACAUCCUCUGUUCCCAUUGCUGAGGCUGCUACAGUGUCACGGGAAGCUUGUUCUUGUUGGCGGUCCAGAGAAACCACUUGAGUUGCCUGUGUUUCCUUUGCUACAAUGGAGGAAAGUCGUAAGAGGAAGCUUGAUUGGAGGGAUGAAGGAGACUCAAGAGAUGAUUGAUUUCGCAGCUAAACACAACGUAAAACCUGAUAUUGAAGUUAUAGCUAUGGAGUAUGUGAAUACGGCCAUGGAACGAAUUCUCAAAGCUGACGUUAAAUACCGGUUUGUCAUCGACAUUGGAAAUACAGUGAAGGCCACCACCUCUUAA